Messenger RNA from Rhododendron vialii, 1928 nucleotides. RefSeq lists its product as uncharacterized. Lineage: Eukaryota; Viridiplantae; Streptophyta; Magnoliopsida; Ericales; Ericaceae. The transcript is spliced from 4 exons. The coding region runs from base 472 to 1347 and encodes 291 amino acids. The record is from RefSeq and is a predicted model, not a curated record.
CUCUCACCCACCGACUUUACUCAUCUGUAACUGUGCCGAAGAAGCCAUCUCUUUAACACUCAACCACUCGCACAGAUCUCAACCUUGUCUUCUCUCUGCACAAAGCUCUCUAUACGAUUAGUCACACCCAUCAUUCAAGUAGAUUUGCAAAUCUCAUACCUAUACUAGGUCUUCUUUAUCUUCAAGCAAACAAGCCCCUUUCUCUAUAAAAUGGCCCCAAUCCGUGCUGGUAAAAGCCAUAAGCGAUCGAAGAAGAACACCACGGAGAAGGUUGGGGCAAACGUUGUGAGGUGCGGAAGAUGGGUUCUCCGACAGACGAAAAUUUGAAAAGCUAGAGCCCAAAUUUUUUCUCCAAAGACGCCUCCAAGACAAGUUCCAAGUCAGGUUUCAGUCAAGAAGAAGAAGCAUUCAUCUUCUCCCUUCCCUUCAGAACAGUCGUGCACCGGCGAGAAUAGCAUACCAGUGGGUAGAAUGGCUGAUGAUUUGUCGGAUAUUGGGAUGUGGGGGUACUCCACUGUGGAGACUUUCAUAAAUAUAAUGCUUGAUGAGGUGAAGAAAGAGGGACAAACUAGUAGCAACAAAGAUAGAAACUUGACGGCUAGGCAGUGGACAUCCAUUGAGGGAGAGAUGACAGUGAGGUUGAGGAGGAGGGGAUAUACUACGAAAAAAUUGCAGGGCAAAUUUGCGCGUUUGAAGAAGGCAUAUAAGGCAUUUGUGGCACUAAAAGUCAAGCAAACAGGGCUAGGAUGGGAUGAGGCUACUGGAACAGUCACAAUGUCAGACACUGAUUGGCAACUUUACCUUCAGGCACACCCUGAUGCUAAGCCUUUCCGAACCAAAGGACUUGAACAUUAUAACCUUCUUGCUGAAUUGUUGGGCAACACUAUGGCGACUGGAGCAUAUGCGCCAGAUUCAACUGUAGGGCCCAUAACGACGGAUGAUGAGGAUGAGAUGGAGGCACUCAUGCAUAGGAUGAGGAAAGGGAAAGGGCUGCAAGGUGAUACCUCUUCAGGUUCUAAGGGCAAAAGAAAGUCAGAUGAUGGGCAAAGUUGUGGUAGGAGUCAUCCUAGCAAGAUGGUUAGGAAGGAGCAUGCAUAUGAGCAAAUAGCAUUCUGUAAGAAAGCUAAAGGAGAGUGGUACCAAACUGCUAAGAUUCAAAACACUGAACAAGUUGAUCCAAAGUCCGAACCUUCGGCCAUUGAGAUACUAAACUCAUUCAAGCCAUUUGUCGAACCAACUCAGUUUCUUAAGGCUUUCAACAGGCUUGCCGAGAACCUACAACUUAGGAAAUCAUUUGUUCAAUUGGAUCCUGACAUGAGGCGCUUUUGGGUCGAAACCCUUGAGUAGUGGUUGUUGCUUGACUAGGCAGUUGGAAGUCUUGUGUACCAGUUGGAAGUUUGUUGUAGGUUGAAGUUUCUGUUGGUUGUUGUUUUAAGUUUUAGUUGGAUGUCGUCUGUUGUAGGCUUCUUAUGUUUGCCUCUUUGUUUGUGCUAUUAUCCAGUUUUUAUGUUUUAGGUAGUAAGAAGGAUGCCACAAACUAUGUUAGUCCCUUUUCAUUCAAAGAAGUGGUUAGGUCAGUCGCUUUCUUGUUGUAGGAAAAUGCCAAUAGCAUGGUGAUUUUGUCAUUUCUUCCUCGUAUGACUUGAUGAAUUCCAGUUGGUUAUUAAUGCUCUACUAGUACUUGUGUGUUGAAUGCUUCUUUUUUGUGUGAAAAAUGGAUAUCCCUUGUCAUAUUUGUAAAAUCCUGAGAGAGGCAAAUAAUUAGCAUUGUAUUCAGUUUCAGUUUUUGUCCAUUGUCCAAACUUGAUUAAAAUGUGCAUUAUCAAAGAAACUGAGCUAUAGACUUUGAAUUCACCUGAUGUAGUUAAAUGGCUCACAUGACUCACCAAGUAAGAGAAACUGCAUAUUAAAUUUCAGUUGCAUAAUUA